CUCCAUAGGAUGCUUCGGCGGCGCUCUCCUCGCUGUGAAGUGUAAACUCUCGCCAUAGGAUCUGUAGGAGCGGCUGGCGGAGGUUUGGUCGCCGCCACCGAGGAUAGCGAAAGAUGGGGAAGCAGAAAAUGCGCUGGAAGCCGGGAUCUGGGGCGGUCGCUGCUGCUUGAUGCAGCCGCAUCAGCUCGUACGUUGGUGAAAAAGAGCGCAAGCGGAGGGCUGGAAGCCAUCGGAUGGGUCUGGGAAUCAGGGCAGUAGAAGAAAGCCGCCGGAGGCGCGGUUUCCGCGGUGCUCGGGAAGCUCUGUUCUUGCUCCGGCGGCCACGGGCCAAAGCGAAGUUCAUGGGGAUGAAUGGAUGGGCUGGUAGCCUGGUACGGUGCAAAAUAAUAUGCAGGAACUCAGUAUGCAAAACAAUGUGGCAAACUAUGCGGUCUUGCACCAAAAUGAUUUUCUGUAAGCAGCCAUGGGCAACUAAGAGGCAGGAUAAAGCACAGGCAAGACAGAAGAGUAAAUUACCGCCAACAGCGAUGUCAGGAAGCUCUUCAACAGGUCCCUUGCCUAACCAUAUCUCCCGCCUCCGAGCCUCUACAUCAGACAUUAUAGGCAGGAAAACAGUGUAGUCUGAAGGAACUUGCCUGGAAGAAUUGUUAG
Lolium rigidum is the source of this 651-nucleotide messenger RNA. RefSeq lists its product as uncharacterized. The transcript is spliced from 3 exons. The record is from RefSeq and is a predicted model, not a curated record. Lineage: Eukaryota; Viridiplantae; Streptophyta; Magnoliopsida; Poales; Poaceae. The coding region runs from base 234 to 620 and encodes 128 amino acids.